Schistosoma mattheei is the source of this 377-nucleotide messenger RNA. NCBI's taxonomy places the organism in Eukaryota, Metazoa, Platyhelminthes, Trematoda, Strigeidida, Schistosomatidae. The record is from the annotation of a GenBank genome assembly.
AGGGUACGAUCAGAAGUGAUACAACUAUUUUUUCGCCUGAUGUUUACUCAAACGGUUGAAAGUUUUAACAAUGUAUUAUCCUUGAUCGAAAUAUCGGACGGAACGUUUGCCCGAUAUGUCAGAGACCACUUAUUAGCGAGAAAACACAAAUGGUCUACAGCUUUUCGACCAUCAGCAACGCUACUUCAACUCAAUAAUACGAACUUUGUUGAGACAAGUCACCGAAUUUUGAAGAUGCAUCAACUGAGUCGAAAAACACCUGUGCUGAGAUCUAUAUUUAGUGUGCUACUUCGCGUUGGAUAUUGGAUGGAAGCAAGAUUACAGAAAUAUACAUCAGAUUGCCGGGUAAAAGCCAACAUCGGCCAAGAGCCAGCAAU